ACGCCCGUGUUUGGUUGGCUACCCCUUCGUGGACCCCUGAAUCUGGUAAUGGUUGUAUGUUUGCAAUAAAACAAUGUUUCGUCAGCUGACUACAUUGCCGAUGAGGACCUAAAACACAUAUUUCGAUGUAACGCCAUAGUGCAAACUUGUUAAUUCCGAGAUGAAUUUUGACGGAUCAAAAAGUUUUCUUGUCUCGGACCUGUUUGACAACUAUGCCGACCUCAUGGCCGAUCCGUCGUGUGUCUGCAGUGGAGGUUUUGCCACUGUGGAUAAAAUUGACACAGUUCCCAUCGUCCAAGCAACAGCCCCAGCGAUUGGAGGAUUAAGUCACGAGGACACUGCUAUAUUGGCGGGAAUUUUGACCGGUUUAGCAACCUUUUUGUUCCUGGCGCUGCCCAUUUUGUGUUGCUUGUGCCCACUUCCUUGUUGCCCAUGUUGCGGCGGAGGAGCAGCCGGCAGUAAGCACAAGAAGACUGCUGGAGCAAUAGGAGCGGCUAAGAUGCGAGAAAUGGAAACAGUUAGCCACAGAAGUACAGACGUGGACUCGGUACACAGUUUCCGGACGUUUAACAAGGAGUGGGACAAACUGGACAAGUACGACUAUGACAACCUGUACGAAGUGGAUAUGAAACUGCCGAGGGCCUGGGUGGAAUCAUUGCGAGGCGUUCCAAAUGACCAGAUAGACCGGAAGUUGCGUGAACUGGAAACCGACUGGGAGGGACAAGACGUCCGGAACUACGAACUUGAGGCUCUCCGCCAUGAAAACAUAAUGAACAUGGACGCCGGUUAUCAGUCGGGAUCGGGAUCCAUGGGCUACAGCAACGCUGCCUAUCGGGGAGACGGCUAUGCUGACGUCAUGGGGGCCAAUAUGGGGUCAAUGGGAACUAUGGGAACUAUGGGAUCGAUGGGUGGAGGAAUUGAGAUUGAGCGUACUCGUCAGAUUAAUAUCACUACUGCCGCAUCACAACUUCCGGAGCAGGAAUACAUUAUGGAAAGAGAGUUCCGACAGGAGUUAAACGGAUUGGACAACGACAACUUCGACAAGAUCUACACCACCUACCGGCGGCUGCUAAAUGACACAAAACAAACCUCCUUUUAAAAAGAGCGCACCUUCCACUGAUGAAACGAUUUUUUACAAAUUGUGCUUUAAUAUUUUAAGUGCUUUUCUACGCAAUGCAACCUGCAUUUAACGUACGUGUUCCACAUUGAGACAUUUUUUGUUGUAUAUUGUUUCUAUCUUGUUGUUCUUCCGUUAAACGUAAAAAUCCUCUCCCGGAGCUAAAAGAUAAAGAAUUAUAUUUUUGAAAAUGGCAGUUUUUGUUGAGAAUUUUUACUUGAAAAUAGAGUUUCAAAUAGUUACAACAUUACAUUAUAUCCAAUAACUUUUAAAAUAAUGAUAGAAAUAACAAUAUUCUGGGAUGAAUAUUUUCGAUUUACUUAAAAAAAGUAUUAUUGUCAACUUUUAUCAUAAAAUUUAGAUUACUCCGUCAAAGGUCUGCAAUUUAAUUUGAUCUUUAAAACAAAUUGCAAAAUUUUAUGUUCGAACAAACAAUAGGUGAACCUAUCAUGCUUCAUUUAUCUUGUACACAAAUAUAUUUUUUCAUACACAAAAUACUCUUUUUUAUUUAUUUUUAUCAAAAUAUUUAAUGUUGAUGGCCAAGAUAUAAAUUGAAAAUAGCUUUUUUAAUGCAGAAUUUUAUUUUAUCUGAAUGAUUUUUUUUUUCAAAUAAUGUGAUAAUUGUCUAACGAAAAGAGUUCAUAAUUUCAUUAUCAUUUGUAAUGAAAUAUCAUCUAAUAUAAUGCAAGUUGGUAUAUGUCUUUUUUUUAAAUUCCCGAAACUUUAACAUGAUUUUAAAAUGAGUUUUUAUUAGUACUACAAAAAUGUAUUUGAUUUUGUUAACACUUUCCUGUACAAUAAAAAUAC
Messenger RNA from Magallana angulata, 1924 nucleotides. RefSeq lists its product as uncharacterized. The transcript has 7 exons. NCBI's taxonomy places the organism in Eukaryota, Metazoa, Mollusca, Bivalvia, Ostreida, Ostreidae. The record is from RefSeq and is a predicted model, not a curated record. The coding region runs from base 161 to 1099 and encodes 312 amino acids.